This is a messenger RNA of Pteronotus mesoamericanus, 908 nucleotides long. RefSeq names its product mitotic spindle organizing protein 1 (gene MZT1). The transcript is spliced from 3 exons. The coding region runs from base 57 to 302 and encodes 81 amino acids. NCBI's taxonomy places the organism in Eukaryota, Metazoa, Chordata, Mammalia, Chiroptera, Mormoopidae. The record is from RefSeq and is a predicted model, not a curated record. Gene Ontology annotation, cellular component: gamma-tubulin ring complex; centrosome; spindle. Gene Ontology annotation, biological process: mitotic spindle assembly; gamma-tubulin complex localization; microtubule nucleation by interphase microtubule organizing center.
AGGAAGGCGCUCCAGUUCCGGGUCAGACCCUUCCCCCGCCUCCAUCGGCCUCAGCCAUGGCGAGUAGCGGCGCCGGGGCUUCGGCGGCGGCAGCGACGGCGAACCUGAAUGCGGUGAGGGAGACCAUGGACGUUCUGCUUGAGAUUUCAAGAAUUUUAAAUACUGGCUUAGAUAUGGAGACUCUGUCUAUCUGUGUACGACUUUGUGAACAAGGAAUUAACCCAGAAGCUUUAUCAUCAGUUAUAAAGGAACUUCGCAAGGCUACCGAAGCACUAAAGGCCGCUGAAAAUAUGACAAGCUGACUUUCCGGAAAAAUCCUAAUAAGAUGUCAAGCACUGCAAGAGGAUUCAAAGAUCACAUUGUAGUCAAGAAUGUGCAAUGAAAUUACUGCAUGCAGCAGUGUAGCAACAUUUUUUUCCUUUUUAAAAGAAUUAUAAAACCAUAGCUUUAUAAAUCAGUGAAAAGUGGCUUACAGAGAGAACUAUCAGAUGUGUUUAUGUCACAUCGUACUUUUUUAAAUAGCUCUAAUGCUUUGGCAUUAUUACAGUGUUUAUAUUUAUGUAUUCCUUAUUUAUAGAUCUGAUAGCUUUAAUUUUCUAAGCAGUCUGUCUAUCAGAUGUGCACAUCUGCUGUGCCUGUUUGAAGUAUAAUGGAACCCAUUAGUAGUAAUGUAGUAGUUAUGACUUGCUGACAUUUCUAUUAUAAACUUUAAUUUUAAAUUGUUUAUGCAAGAUAACUGGAUUUUAUGUUGCAUUGGGCUCAAAGCUGACAGAAUUUCAAUCACCAUUUGUGAAUUUUGAUUCAGAUUCAUUAUGUAUAUCAGAAUCUUUUUUUAAGAGCACAAAAAAUUGUUAUAACCUACAAAGAAUAUUUCGUUUUUAAACAAUUUGUCCAGCAGUUAAUUGUGU